GUUUUGAUUUUUGGACUGUUAAAACAAUUCUUUGGUGUGUGUGGUGAAAUAAAGGGAAGCCGGAGUGUGGGAGAACUGAAGUAAAAAGACUCUUUUUUCUUGCUCCCUCCACCCAAUACAAUACGGAGCUGUAAUCUCCAACCAAGACAAUCCAUUUAAAGAGACAGUUCUUGCCAUGGCUGCCAGGCGGAAAAAUAGCAUUCCUGAAACAGACACCAAAUUAGAUCAAGUAUUGGAGAUGAUAACUAUGAUGCAGAAAGAUAAUAUGGAACACUUUCAAAAACUGGAGCAAGGCUUCGAAAGAAGCUUCCAAAAACUGGAAAGUGAAAUCAGAGAGAUCAAAUCAGACUUAACAAAGCUGAAAGUAACCGAUGAGAAAGUUCAGAAGCUAACUCUGACAGUUAACCAACUCCAAGAAAAUCAAGAAGAGAUGAAUGAGAAAUCUAAAGAGACAGAAAUAGAGAUGGAAAAGAUGAGAAACCAAAUGGCCCUUCUUGAGAUUAAACUUAAAGCAGAUGUGUUAAGAUUCAGAGGAGUGCCCGAAGAGGAAGGAGAGAAUAUUAAGAAGAAAAUGACCCACCAUCUCUCGAAAUAUAUAAAUAUGGAAGAAGAUGAAUUUGAUGAGGAUAUAAGCAAAGUAGUCCGAGCUAACUACAGCAAGAGAGACGUCUUGAAAAGGGAAAGGGAUGUCUUGAUUUUCUUCUCCAGGAAAAGAACAAGGGAGGAUAUACUGGCCCAAAGUAUCAAAACCAGUCUCCAAAUACAAGACAAGAAAAUAUUGAUAUUGAAAGACAUUCCCAACCGGAUUUUACAGAAAAGGAAAGAAUAUUAUUUCUUGAGAGACUUCCUUAGAGAAAAUAAUAUCAGGUAUAAGUGGGAAGAUCUAGAAGGACUUAGGGCAACAUACAAUUUUAAAUCUUAUAGAUUGACCACAGUACCACAAGCCCAAGACUUCCUUGAAAAACUCAAAAAGAACUUAAAAGAAAUCCCAGCCACGUUACAAGAUCAGAAUGGUUAA
Molecule: messenger RNA, 1018 nt
Organism: Sphaerodactylus townsendi
Lineage: Eukaryota; Metazoa; Chordata; Lepidosauria; Squamata; Sphaerodactylidae
Product: factor of DNA methylation 3-like
Exons: 2
Coding region: 176-1018 (280 amino acids)
Source: RefSeq, a predicted model, not a curated record